AUGUGGACUCGUGAGGGACUCGUCUGGCCGUUUUUCCUGGCACCCGAGGAGGGAGGAGAAUGGUUCAACGGGGCUCACAGAUGUCCAGAGUCCAUAUCCUCAAGCUCACUUGUGUCCUUUCUUUUGGACCUUGCCUUGGAGCCGGGCAACUCCACUGAGCCAAGGCCCCAGCUCAAGUCUCAGACCAGGCCUCAGCCCAAGCUUCGGCCCAGGUCUCAACACAGGACUCAAACCAGGCCCCAGCUCAAGCCUCAGCCUCCCUGUGUUCCGGCGAAGCGCCGUCUGCCUCCUGUUCCCGCAGAGCGCCAGCGCUGUCUGCCUCCCGUUCCGGCCGAGCGCCGUCUGACUCCCGUGUCUCCGUGGGAGGCCCUGCCAACUCCUGUUUCCUCGUUGGAGGUCCUGCUGACUCCUGCGCCCUCGUCGGAGGCCCUGCUGACUCCUGCGCCCCCGUCGGCGGCCCUGCUGACUCCUGCGCCCCCGUCGGAGGCCCUGCUGACUCCUGCGCCCCCGUCGGAGUCCAUUGGAAAGCUGCUCUUGAUAGAGCUGGACAAACAUCCGUUCUUUUUAACCCGUCAAGACGCCUGGUUUCCUAACAAGGUGGAAGUGAAAUCCCCUGAAGGACAAACUUUCAACUUUCCUAUCUACCGCUGGAUCACUGACAGUGAGGUGCACUUUUACAAAGAGGGAAAAGCUCUUUUGGGCUAUGAAGACACCCAUCUUCUUAGCAAGUACAGUCGGGAAAAGGAGCUGAGGAAGCGAAAGGAAGACUAUCAAUGGCAUGUGUAUAAACAGGGAAUCCCCCAUUGCAUGAAGGCAGAAAACACUGAGUCUCUGCCUUUGGAGGUCCAUUUCUCCUUCACCAAGAAAACAGAGUUUCUCUUCACGGCAGCUCAAGGGUUGAUUGGACAGAAACUUAAUGGUCAGGCUGACUGCACAGACAAGUGGACCAACAUGGAUAGUAUCUCCCGGGCAUUCCGCUGCAAUAUCACUGACAUAUCAGACUAUGUCCAGAAACAUUGGAAGGAGGAUGAUUUUUUCGCCUACCAGUUUCUAAAUGGAGUCAACCCCAUGCUGAUCCGACGCUGUACAGCCAUACCCAAGAACUUUCCAGUCACUGAAAGCAUGGUCUUCAUCCAUGGUCUACAUACCCUGGAAAAGGAAUUAAAGAAUGGCAACAUAUACCUGUGUGACUACAAGCUUUUGGAUGGAGUGGAAGCAAACACCAUCAACGGGAAGAAGCAGUACUUGAUGGCUCCCCUCGUCCUGCUCCACAAAAGACCAGAUGACAAGCUGAUGCCAAUCGCUAUACAGCUGAAGCAGACUUCUGGAGAGGACAAUCCCAUCUUUUAUCCUUCAGACACCGAGUACGACUGGUUGAUGGCCAAGAUUUUUGUGAGAAGUGCAGAUUUCAACCUCCAUGAACUUAGUAUUCACCUGCUCCGCACGCAUCUGCUGGCUGAAGUUUUUGCUGUAUCUCUGCUACGCAAUGUGCCCAUGGUGCAUCCACUGUACAAGCUGCUCAUCCCUCACACUCGCUACAGCCUGCAUAUCAACCACAUGGCUCGAAAUCAGCUCAUUUCUGAUGAUGGUGUUUUCACAAAGUUCGCAGCUUGUGGCGGAGAGGGUAUGUUCACAAUCCUGAAGAGCUCAAUGGCCUCAAUGACCUACAGCUCCCUCUGCAUACAAGACGACAUCGCUGAGCGUGGGAUGGACGCCAUGCCCAAUUACUUCUACAUGGAUGAUGGACUCAAGCUUUGGGAAAUCAUCCAAACAUAUUUGAUUUCCGUUUUGCAUUUUGGAAUCCUCGACUGCUACUACAAGAGCGAUGAUGACAUCAAGAACGACUCUGAACUGCAGAAGUGGAUUUCAGACAUUUUUGUAGAGGGAUUCCUUUCAAACGCAAACACAGGAAUUCCCCAGGACUUUUCCACCGUGACUGCGUUGGUCAAGUUUGUCACCAUGGUGAUCUUUACCUGCUCGGUACAGCACUCAGCUGUGAAUUCUGGACAGUUUGACUAUGUUGCCUGGAUGCCUAACGCUCCCAGCUCCCUGCAACUUCCUCCACCAACCACCAAGGGGACAACAAGUGAGGCCACCAUGCUGGAGACGUUCCCUGAUGUCAAUGUGACAGUUCAGGGGAUGGCAACCAUACAUCUUCUCAGCAAUCAGUCCAUUGACUUUGUUCCUCUUGGCAAAUAUCCGGACGAGCACUUCUUUGAAAAGAUUCCCUGCAAGCUGAUUAAGGAGUUUCAAGGAGACCUUGAAAAACUAAGUGAAGUCAUCACAAUCAGAAACAAAAAUCUGAAUGUCCCAUACACAUAUAUGAACCCAACUGUGGUGGAAAAUAGUGUGGCUAUUUAAAUAUUGGAGUGCCUCCUUAGCAAAUCCAGCUUCAUCUUAUCUGAAGUGGAAAAAAGGAGAGCCUUUAGUGGAAAGACACCAUUGUAUAGCCUAUGAUAAUUUAUAGUUAUAGUACUUAUGUGCAGCUUUCAUUGAAAAUGUGGGUUUGAGAGCUUCUUUGUUUGUCAAUGAUUAAACAGGCCUUCUAAUCAAAAUAUUACUUGGGAAAAAAAUGAUUUUACUUUAACACUUAAGAAGUACUCUGUGCCUUAUGGCAUACUGUUCAAAUUACUUGUGCAUUAUUUUAGGGACAUAUUUUAGAUUCAAAGAGUGGGGUUAAAUCAAGGAAAAGGUGGUUUUGGGUAAUCUUAAAACUGUAAAACUGUACUGUACUAUGUCUGUCUAUAUUUUCAUUGGGACAAUUCAAGGGGGCCCAGGUCACUGUCCUGAAGACUGCCUACUUUCUUUCCCACCACAUUUGGCUAGGUUCCUACCAAAACAGACAGCUGUUGAUCUGAGUCAUGGGGGAUCUUGAAGUAGUGAAAAAGUUAAACAGCAAAGGCAAGAUCAUACAGCAGUACUUGGUCC
Labrus mixtus (cuckoo wrasse) is the source of this 2928-nucleotide messenger RNA. Its product is annotated as polyunsaturated fatty acid lipoxygenase ALOX15B-like. Gene Ontology annotation, molecular function: protein binding; iron ion binding; oxidoreductase activity, acting on single donors with incorporation of molecular oxygen, incorporation of two atoms of oxygen. NCBI's taxonomy places the organism in Eukaryota, Metazoa, Chordata, Actinopteri, Labriformes, Labridae. Gene Ontology annotation, biological process: linoleic acid metabolic process; lipid oxidation. The transcript has 16 exons. The record is from RefSeq and is a predicted model, not a curated record. Bases 1 to 2361 code for a protein of 786 amino acids.